Molecule: messenger RNA, 796 nt
Organism: Brachypodium distachyon (stiff brome)
Lineage: Eukaryota; Viridiplantae; Streptophyta; Magnoliopsida; Poales; Poaceae
Product: chromatin modification-related protein MEAF6
Exons: 6
Coding region: 77-586 (169 amino acids)
Cellular component (GO): histone acetyltransferase complex
Source: RefSeq, a predicted model, not a curated record
GAAAGAAAAAACUGCAAUCUGAAAACCGAGCGCCCCCAAAGGCCAAAACACAAGGUCGAACCCUAGAAACGCGACCAUGGACUCAGGGGGCGGAGGAGGGGGAGCGCACAAGGCUGCGUCGGGCUCCGCGCCCUCGGCGGCGGUGCCGGCUCCAAACCCCACGGCAAUGCUCUCAGCCCUGAUGAGUAAGCGCGCAAAGCUCCAGGAGGAGGUCCGUUCCAUCGAGCGGCAGGUUUAUGAUAUGGAGACCACAUACCUACAAGAGUCUAAUCAAUUUGGAAGCGUGCUGAAAGGUUUUGAAUCAUUUUUGUCAUCGUCAAAAAACACUGCUAACCUCAAGCGGUCCAGAAAAUUUCAGGCUGAUGAGAGGCUAUUCUCUCUGUCGUCAGUUACCUCUCCAGCGGUCGAGGAACAUCUGGCUGGACGAGAUGAUGGAAGAGAAUAUGGAUCUGGUCGUUCAAAGGGCGCAAGCACUCCUGCUAAUGGCCAAGGGAAACCAAAGAAGGGAGGGCGUCCUGGAGGGAGAGAUGGCAAGAGAAUACGGCCAUCGAAUGAUCCAGACCUGGAUGACGAAGAUGACUACUAACCGUUGCAUGUCGCAAUGCUGUUUAGUUUGUGUGAUUCUUCUUAGCUCUUAUAGGGUCUAGUUUGUAUGAUUCUUCUUGCUAUAUUGCUUGUAGGAUUGUUGUUUUGCAAAUACAAGUACUAUUUUUUCUUCCCGUUUUGCAACAUAAGGUAGCAGCAGGUUAAUAGAUUGUGAAAGUUUAUUGGGCACAAUUCUGUUUGUUCUUAGGAA